UUAGGUCUCUGUCUUUAUCCAGUUCAAUCAACAGCACUUACCAAAUACCGGACGCAUGUCUUGCUUCUUCAACCACACAUCACAAAGCUCCAGACACAAAUACAAAUUUAAUAUAUGUCAUUUUUUUUAUGUUCUCUACUCUAUCUUAGUUAUUUUAGAACAAUUAUCAAUAAUCAGCAGAAAUCAAAGGUUUAAUUCUCUCAUCUUUUAUUACCAUAUAAAGUAUAGUAAUCCCCAAAAUGAUGAUGAAUUUUCCUACGAUAGCCAUAAGAUAGGAUUAAUUAGUAUUUCAUCUUGAUCCAACACUUUGAAGAUGACUAUCACCAAAGUCUACAUUGUAUAUUAUUCAUUGUAUGGACAUGUGGACACUAUGGCAAGAGAAGUACACAAGGGAGCAGCUUCAAUUGAAGGUGUUGAAGCAACACUCUGGAGGGUACCCGAGAUUCUGUCAGAUCGAAUAUUGGAAAAGAUGAAAGCCCCUCCUAAACCAGAUGAUAUAGCUGACAUCAGACCAGAACAACUUGUGGAAGCAGACGCUUUGAUAUUUGGUUUUCCUUCUCGUUUCGGUAUGAUGCCAAGCCAGCUCAAGGCUUUCUUUGAUGCUACUGGUGAGUUGUGGGCGACUCAAGCACUCGCAGGCAAACCUGCUGGAAUCUUCUGGAGUACUGGAUUUUAUGGGGGAGGCCAAGAACUGUCGGCAUGGACCGCUAUAACUCAGUUAGCUCAUCAUGGUAUGCUUUUUGUUCCUCUUGGAUACACUUUUGGCAGUGGCAUGUUCGAGAUGGAUGAGGUAAAAGGAGGCUCGGCGUACGGUGCUGGAACUUUCGCAGGCGAUGGAACUCGUCAACCGACGGAGCUAGAGCUUCAGCAGGCCUUUUACCAGGGUAAAUACAUUGCUGAAAUUGCAAAAAAGUUGAAAAGUUAACUUUCCUGUAUAUCACAUUCACAUGUACUCAACAAUAUAUUAUGUAAGUUUCCAUCCUUUUACUAGUAUUGUGGCUGCAGGGUUGCCUUUUUGUCAGAAACUCUCAAAUUAUGCUAAUGCAAUUAAUAAGAAAAUUGUUAAAGAAA
Molecule: messenger RNA, 1071 nt
Organism: Lathyrus oleraceus (garden pea)
Lineage: Eukaryota; Viridiplantae; Streptophyta; Magnoliopsida; Fabales; Fabaceae
Product: probable NAD(P)H dehydrogenase (quinone) FQR1-like 3
Exons: 5
Coding region: 314-925 (203 amino acids)
Cellular component (GO): membrane
Molecular function (GO): FMN binding; NAD(P)H dehydrogenase (quinone) activity
Source: RefSeq, a predicted model, not a curated record